CAUUAUUAUAACAAACAGCAUUUUUAUAUUCUUUAAAACAAAAGAAAAUUUAAAUGGGAAGCUUAGAUCAACAAAAGUGUGGUGGAUACAAUGCACAAUUUUUACAAGAACUUUCAGACGAACAUGAAUGCCCUGUGUGUAAAAUGGCCCUUCGUGAACCUGUUCUAACACUGUGUGGUCAUCGACUUUGUUUUUCAUGCUCAGAAGAAAUGAAAAGAAGAAAUAAUGGAGUUUUAUUUUGCCCAUUAGACAAAACCAUUUUGAACUCUGGGGAGAUUUUUCCUGAUAAAUUUACUGAAAGAAUUAUUCUACAAUUGAAUAUUAAAUGCGAUAACUUUUUAAAAAGUUGUCAAUGGACCGGGGAACUAAAAGCAAUUAAUAACCAUUUAACCUCUUGUGAAUAUCAAGAAGUAAAAUGCCUCAAUGAACAAUGCUCUACUGCACUUUUGCGUAAAGAACUAAGUGACCACAUGGAAAAGCAUUGCAUUUAUCGUUUGGUUACCUGUCAAUACUGCAAACUAAAGAUUAAUUUUUGUGACAAUCAAAGUCAUGAAGAAAAAUGCAAAUGGGUACCUCUUUGUUGUAUAAAUCAAUGUGACAUGAAAGUUUUACGUAAAGAGAUGUCUGCCCAUAUUACUGAUAGUUGCGCUAAUACAAUUGUUCCAUGUCAAUAUUUGAAAAUUGGAUGCACAUUUAAGGGAAUGAGAAAAGAACAUGCAACGCACGCCAAUUCUUCAAUUCAAAACCAUCUUUCAAUGGCAAUAUCAAAAUUGGACGCACUUGAAAACAAAAUUACGUUAACAGUGGAUACGCUUGAAAAUAAAAUUGCGUCAAAAUUGAAUGCACUUGAAACUAAAAUUACGUCAAACAUGGAGUCACUUGAAGCCAAAAUUGCGUCGGAAUCAAUUGCACUUGAAAAUAAAGUUACCUCAAAAGUGGAAUCAUUUGAAAACAAAAAUGCGUCAGAAGCGGUUGCACUUGAAAAUAAAAUUACUUCAACAGUGGAUGCACUUAAAAAUGAACUUAUUUAAAAAGUGGA
Molecule: messenger RNA, 1039 nt
Organism: Hydra vulgaris (swiftwater hydra)
Lineage: Eukaryota; Metazoa; Cnidaria; Hydrozoa; Anthoathecata; Hydridae
Source: RefSeq, a predicted model, not a curated record